Molecule: messenger RNA, 3682 nt
Organism: Xenopus tropicalis (tropical clawed frog)
Lineage: Eukaryota; Metazoa; Chordata; Amphibia; Anura; Pipidae
Gene: ptbp1
Product: polypyrimidine tract binding protein 1
Exons: 15
Coding region: 79-1725 (548 amino acids)
Biological process (GO): mRNA processing; negative regulation of gene expression; negative regulation of mRNA metabolic process
Cellular component (GO): nucleus
Molecular function (GO): RNA binding; nucleic acid binding
Source: RefSeq, a predicted model, not a curated record
UCUAUAUUAGGCGGUCGCCUGGUUCCUUACUGUUAUUACGGCGCCUCCUCUACGAGCCGGGUGGUUGUUUAGUGUGCCAUGGAAGGCAUUGUUCAAGAUAUAACAGUUGGUACAAAGCGGGGAUCUGACGAACUUUUCUCUUGUGUUACUAACGGACCCUUUAUCAUGAGCAACGCUACCGCAGCUAAUGGAAAUGAUAGCAAAAAAUUCAAAGGGGAUAGCAGAAGUGUUGCAGUCGGUUCUAGAGUGAUCCAUGUCCGUAAGCUUCCAGGUGAUGUGACAGAGGCAGAAGUAAUCUCUCUUGGGCUGCCGUUUGGAAAAGUUACCAAUCUUUUGAUGUUGAAAGGCAAAAACCAGGCCUUUCUUGAAAUGAACACUGAGGAAGCUGCUAACACUAUGAUUAACUAUUACACCAAUGUUGCCCCAGUUCUUCGAAGCCAGCCCAUCUACAUCCAGUACUCCAACCACAAAGAGCUGAAGACUGACAACUCUCCCAACCAGGCUAGAGCUCAAGCAGCACUGCAGGCAGUGAAUUCUGUAGUGUCUGGCACCACUGCACUAUCUGCUUCUGCUGCUGCAGUGGAUGCUGGCAUGGCCAUGUCAGGACAGAGCCCUGUUCUUAGGAUUAUUGUAGAAAAUCUGUUCUACCCUGUCACACUUGAUGUUCUUCAGCAGAUCUUCUCAAAAUUUGGAACGGUGCUGAAAAUCAUCACUUUCACAAAAAACAAUCAGUUUCAGGCGCUUCUGCAGUAUGGUGAUCCAGUGAGUGCCCAGCAUGCUAAACUGUCUCUAGAUGGACAAAACAUUUACAAUGCCUGUUGUACCCUUCGCAUUGACUUCUCAAAACUAACCAGCCUUAAUGUAAAGUACAAUAAUGACAAGAGUCGGGACUACACGCGCCCUGACCUGCCCUCUGGGGAUGGGCAACCUUCUCUGGAUCAAACCAUUGCAGCCUUUGGAGCUCCAGGGCUGAUUUCUGCCAAUCCUUAUGCUAGUGCUGGAUUCCCUCCAGCCUUUGCAAUUCCUCAAGGUGUCCAUGGAACUCUAGCUCCUCUGGCUCUACCAUCAGCAGCUGCUGCUGCAGCAGCAGCCGCAGCAGGCAGACUUGGCAUUCCUGGACUUGGCAUCCCUGGAAACUCUGUCCUGCUAGUUAGCAACUUAAAUCCAGAGAGAGUUACACCCCAAUGCCUCUUUAUUCUUUUCGGAGUGUAUGGUGAUGUGCAUAGAGUGAAGAUACUCUUUAACAAGAAAGAGAAUGCACUUGUACAGAUGGCAGAUGGCAACCAAGCUCAACUUGCAAUGAGCCAUCUAAAUGGUCAGCGACUCCAUGGAAAGCCUCUUCGUAUAACUGUAUCAAAGCAUCAGACAGUUCAGCUGCCACGAGAAGGACAGGAAGACCAGGGCUUGACAAAAGACUACAGUACCUCUCCUCUGCACCGCUUUAAGAAACCAGGCUCUAAAAACUUCCAGAAUAUUUUCCCUCCUUCUGCCACACUGCACCUCUCAAACAUUCCACCAUCGGUGUCUGAAGAAGAUCUAAAGAUGCUGUUUUCGAAUAAUGGAUACACAGUAAAAGGAUUCAAAUUUUUCCAGAAAGACCGGAAAAUGGCUCUCAUCCAAAUGGGUUCUGUUGAAGAGGCCAUAGAAUCAUUGAUUGAAUUGCACAACCAUGAUAUGGGAGAGAACCAUCACCUACGAGUGUCCUUUUCCAAAUCCACAAUUUAAAAGUAUAUGGCAGAGGAGAAAGAAGGACUCUAAAAGCCUGAGGAGAGUGAGCUCUGAUAUCAGAAAUCAUUCCCAAGGGGUCACUUCCAUCAUUCCAGAUAAAAGCCACUUUAUGGAUGAGAAAUGCAACUAAAGUGUCCUUGCAUACCAGAUUUUGUUUUACAAUAUUUUUUUUUUUUUUUUUUUUAAUUCACUGUUUUUAGAUGGUGACAAUAUGGGGGGCAAUAAGGAUUUGUCCCAAGUAUGUCCAAGCCCAAUGCAGGAGACUUUAUAUUAAGCAAGUCUACAUAUAAGGACCAAGUAUUUAUAUUCCCCUUACAGUGCUCUUGUGUAGUGUAGGUGUUUGGGUCUGCUAGAAAUUUAUUUAGAAGCUUGUACCAUGUAACAGGCUUUUGAAGGAGGGCUUUUGUAUUCCAUCUUGAUCUAGAAGAGCAUUAAUUUGGCUGCACUGCAUAGUGCUACAGGCAGUCAAGGUGUUACUGGGAAAGGAGCAUGGUCUUUAUUCCUGGAGACUUAAGUAUGCUUAAACGUACAGGUGUAUAAUCUAAUGGCUUUACACUUUACAUUUUGUCUUAACUAAACAAUGCUUUGUUUCUUCAAUUUUGACCAAAUAUUUUCUUACUGUUUCAAGAAGAUAUUUUAUUGAAAAUAAGUAAGUGUAACUCCUUUCAGCUUGUGGAUACAAUUUGAUACAAUUUGAAUUUGGUGCCAGUGCAGGUUUGUUAUGCACAUGAAUAACUAUGGGACACCAUUGUUAUAUCUGACAGGAUAAAGAAAACAAAUAUAAAUUGACCUAUAAUGAAUGUGCCCCUAAAGGUUCUGAAAUUGGAUUUUCCUUUUUGAGGACUCUGUGUAAUGCUCAUUUAAUCCAACUUUGCUUUUCCUAUGGGCACCACACUGCCUUCAGUCUUACCUAAAUAUGCCUUAAUACAUCACCCUACUUGGGUGUAUAAUUUGGGACCAAAUCACUUCAAAGAAAUAGACUGUGCCGUUUUUAACACUGCUUAUCAUUCCAUUAGGUGGGUCUGGGUCACUGACCAGAUAUGCACAUUGUUUGGCACUUAAUGUUUGGGUAUCCCAGCAUCACCCGAGGGAGUGACAAACUUUAAAUAUUUAUAAAUGGCAAAGACUGGGUUGGCAUUCAGUGAAGAAUGUAAACUUCUUUGCUGGAUUAUGAACUGGAACAUAUUUAAUAAAAGCUCCAUUUGUCAUUUUUGGGCAAACUCUUCACCUGCCUUGUUAAUUCAUUACCUCAGGGGUAUGAAAUUUAGAAUACUUAUGUCCCGGAUGCAGCAACUAACAUAAUGGCUCAAUUUCUGGACAAAGCCUUAAAGCGCCAGCCCAGUGUGUUAAGUGCCUUAAUGCAACAUUCUAAAGUAUGUAUUGAAUAUUGCUGUAUAAUUUCAUUUGCCAUUCCCAGUCCCACUUGGUUGUUUCAUGAACUAUUUUUCUGCAAAGGAUUUCUGCAGAGAUGCCUUUUUUUCCCCAAACUUUAGUCCUCAUGUACUUUUGCCAAAUUUUACAUAACUGCUAGAGCAGUGUUGGUAAAAUCACUGGCAAUCUUUUUUUUAAAUGUACUGAGGCUGCAAUCUGAGACACUGAUUUAAUUGAUAGCAAGGAUGCGGAUGUGCCUCUCUAUACUGUGCAUUUCACUCUGUAUACAAAACUGUAAAUAAAUGUAGCUUUUAUAUACCUGUUCAAUUACAAAGCUGAAACAGUAUAUUUUGUGGUAAACUGUAUAUUUUGAUAACCUUUCAGAGAUCCAGUAUUGCAGGAUGCAGAUAUGACCAACAGCUAAAGAAAGCCAUUACCUCUAAUCAAAUAUUUGUAUGAAAGACAUUAAAACUAUUUUAUAAGAAACCUUUAUACUCUCUAGAUGUUUGUUCAAUCAAACUGUAGCAAUCGGCCACUAUGUAUUUGGGCUUAUAAAUAAAAUUCUUUAUUUCUUUUUUUCCUA